AUGGUGGUGUGGAUACAACUCCCGGCCUUCCCGGUGCACUUUUAUCACAAGGAGAUCCUGUUCACGCUAGGGAAUAUGGUCGGCCGCCAAGGUUGUCAAACCGGUUUAUGCCAGUGUGCCGGUUUAGCAAGUGGAAUGUCAUACCGGUGCUGUCACGCCAACCUGUGGCACGCCAGCCGGCGUGACAACCAUGUCGGCCGCUCAAUCAAGUUGGAUUCCCACACGCAACAUCAACAACGCGCGAAGUUUGCCCGGAUGGCGGUGGAUCUUGACCUAACCAAGCCUCUAGUAACACGAAUCCGUUUAGAUGGGAAGUGGCAAUACAUAGAGUAUGAGAAUCUGCCUAUGUGUUGCUUCGAAUGUGGAAAAAUUGGGCACACGACGUCUUCUUGCCCGUCUUUGACAGCGAAUACACCAGUAGCAGGCACCGGAACAUUGACAAGGUCGCCGGAAAAAUGGUCGGAGACUCUGUCAGAGGAUAAGACCGGCUUUGGUCCUUGGAUAAAGGUCACAAGACGAUCACGGCGUGGACCACGGGCGCCUGAGAAAGGAAACAAUAGCGCGAUUCAGGGAGACUUGGCGGGUUUUGGAAAAGCUGGAAAAGGAAAGACUUCGUACAGAGAUAUGGAAGGUUCAAACGGGCAGAAAGAGACUCCAAGCCAACGGGAGGAGAUGGCGAGGGGUGGAACGCAUAUAAAAGGAAAGACAGCUAGUGUAGGGCAUCGGAAUGGGAUUGUGGGAGUUGGUAGGGAGGCGACUGAGGAGAUAGCUGCGUGGACGGGGGCGGAAAAGUCGGGACAAUCUGAAGAGGCUUUGGUGACCAUGGUGGGGGAUUCGGCUCCGAUCAAGGCAUGUGUUUCGGCCGCCCCUAGCUCCGCCAUCUAG
This is a messenger RNA of Linum trigynum, 885 nucleotides long. Lineage: Eukaryota; Viridiplantae; Streptophyta; Magnoliopsida; Malpighiales; Linaceae. The record is from the annotation of a GenBank genome assembly.